Anopheles darlingi is the source of this 1016-nucleotide messenger RNA. RefSeq lists its product as uncharacterized. The record is from RefSeq and is a predicted model, not a curated record. The coding region runs from base 5 to 946 and encodes 313 amino acids. Gene Ontology annotation, cellular component: cytosol. The transcript has 4 exons. NCBI's taxonomy places the organism in Eukaryota, Metazoa, Arthropoda, Insecta, Diptera, Culicidae.
CACCAUGGCCAUGGAACAGUUGCAGGAAGAAUGUACGAAUACAGAGGUCCUGAUGAACGCUCUUUACCAACAUCGUGCGUUGGAAAACUUUCUAAUGAAGAAAGCCAUCCCGUUCCUGGAGAACAAGCUAGAGGCAGCGGAGAAGGUCGUCCUCCGUUGGCAAGAACGCGCGACGAAAGCGGAGAACCGCAUUGAAUAUCUUGAGCGGCAGUUACAGGAAAAGGAAAGACUCGUCAAUCACCAGAAAAGUGUGAAUGAUGUGCAGUAUCAAAUAAUGAUGAAGACGGGCUCCGUCAUGGGUGAGGUGGUUUGGAAAUCGUUCAAAAGCCAUGCCACCAUAAAAAUGCUGGUCGACGCCGAGGAAACGAUGGACAAGUACUGUGCAAUGUCGCAAGGAUUCGUCGAAUCUUUUCUCGGCACAUACAACGGCUGCAUGCCACCGCAGAAAUCGUUGGAACAUGUGUUUGUAAUUUCAAUUCUCGGAGCGUUGACUAAUUUUGCUGCCUUCAGCGAAGGACGUGCGUUCCUGGCAAAGCGGCAUUCGGGUUUACUGCUGAUGGAAAGGCUGCUGCAGGAUCAAGCCAAGUGGAGCAUCAACCAUUGCCGGAACAUGAAAAGGAUGGUGUUAACUUUUGUGUACAACUUUUCACUCGUCGACAAUGUGGCGUAUUUUGUACUGAGUGAGGAGAAGCUGUUGAACGCAGUGCUCACGUGCGUUCGUUUGAACGAUUCUAGCGAUGUGGUCGGCGUAGCAGUGGCCAUUGUCUACCGUCUGCUGACGAUAUCACUACAGGCAGGCAUCCCGUCCGCUUUGCCGGAAAAGAUACCAUGGUCGAUGGUAAGGGAAAUGACUGCCUCUCCCGAUAGCAAGCUGGUGGAAAUAGCAAAAAAUUUGAUUGCUGUGAUGGAAUCAGGAGCCGGAUCAUUAUCGUUUCAGUCAUGCUGAAUGUUCACCAAAAGUUGAAAUGAUGUGUCAUGAGUGAAACACAGACUAAAUAGGGGCUUUUGUGAGGAUC